AGAGAGAGAGAGAGGGAGGGAGAGCUAGUCAGCAACAUGUAGGCAGGCUGAGUAAAGAAAGGUCGAGACUGUGUAUACGUACAAUAUUUAAGACAGACGCACCGGGGGAGGGAAAAGAACAAAAAAAGGAGGAGAAAAACUCGUGGAAAUGGACAGCAGCGGAAUGGAUGUAGAGUGGGUGAAGUGCCGCGGGGAGAACAGGGUAUCCGGAUCCUGAGACGGUCGUGUACCUGAACAAAGCUUUGUGAGCCCCCCCCCACGUUCUCUGCACCUCGUCAAUGGCGGUGAGGCCCGCCCUCUCGUUCCUGCUGGCCGUGCUGGCGUGCAGCGGGCCGGCCCGGCCUUCCCCCCCACUGCUGCUCCGACCCCGGGAGAGAGAGAGGGACUCGGGCGGGGCUUUGGGCGGGGUCAACAUCGCCGUGGUCCACUCUGGCUCCUCCCACCUCCCGGAGACGAGCGUUGGGGGGGGCUCGGGGGCGGGGCCGGGGACAGGGACGGGCGGUCCAAGCCGGGCCUGGUCGGGCCAGGUGGGCGAGAGCGUGAUGACGCCAUGGGGUCCGGCAAAUGUGAUCUGGCUGGCAGUGAACGAGAGUAGCCCGGGCAGCCUGCUGCUGCAGCUGUGUGAGCUGCUGGCCACCACGCCACUGCAGGGCCUCGUCUUUGAGGAGGAGAAGCCGCCACCCCCCAACCGCGCCCCGCUGGCACCCAUGCUGGAGUUCGUCUCCGCGCAGACCGGCGUGCCUGUCCUGGCUGUGGGAGGAGGAGCCGGCCUGGGCAGGGAACCUCAGGAGAGUGGCUCUGUCUACCUGCAGUUCUCCUGCUCUACAGCCCUGCAGCUGGAGGUCAUCUUCGAGGUGCUGGAGGAAUUCGAUUGGACGGCCUUCUCUGUGGUCACCACCCGUCACCACGGCUAUGAGGACUUCCUGGCUAUGGUGGAGGGCAUCACAGAUGGCUCUUUCAUCGGCUGGGAGAAGAAAAGCAUAGUGAUGCUGAAUGUAACCGACGACCCCGGAGGGGCGCGUACCCGCAGGCUGCUGAAGGAGAAUGAAGCGCAGGUGCGGCUCCUGUAUUGCUCUCACGAAGAGGCAGAACAGAUAUUUAAGGCAGCCUGGCUGUCAGGACAAGCCACUCCUUCACACAUGUGGUUUGCUGUGGGGCCUGCUCUAUCAGGACUGGGAGUGGAGGGUCUGCCUAAGGCUCUGUUUACCGUUCGACCGCAGGGAUGGCGAGACGAGCCCCGCCGACGCAUCGCUAAGGGAGUGUCGGUGUUGACGCAUGGCGCCAUGGCCCUACGCAGGGACUACAGCGGGGCCAGAGGAACAAGCUUUGCUGGGAACUGCAUGACAGAUGGCAACCAGACGCAGAGGGUGCCAGACAGGAUCAGGUACUUCAGUAACAUAACACUAUCUGGACGAGACUACUCCUUUAAUGACGAUGGCUAUUUGGCCAAUCCGCUAGUGGAUGUCAUCUCCUACACAGCAGGCCGGGGCUGGGAAGAGGUGGGCUGGUGGGAGAACGGUGUCCUACGUCUGCGUUAUCCACCCUGGUCCCGCUACGGUCUAUUUCUUAAGCCGCUUGAUGACAGCCAGCAUCUGCGGGUGGUCACCUUGGAGGAGAGGCCUUUUGUCAUCGUAGAACCUGCUGACCCAGGAACAGGCUCCUGCAUCCGAGACUCGGUGCCCUGUCGGCUGCCUCUCAACACCAGCAGCGUGGCUGUGGAAGGCAUACAGUCCAUGAAGCACUGCUGCAAAGGCUUCUGCAUUGACGUCCUGAAGCGGUUGGCUAAAAUAGUGGGCUUCACCUAUGACCUCUACCUGGUGACCAAUGGCAGGCAUGGGAAGAACAUAGAUGGAGAGUGGAAUGGAAUGGUUGGCGAGGUGGUUUCCAAGCGAGCUGACAUGGCCAUUGGCUCGCUGACUAUCAACGAAGAGAGGUCAGAGGUUGUGGAGUUUUCUGUUCCCUUCGUGGAGACUGGCAUCAGUGUCAUGGUUUCUCGUAGCAAUGGCACCGUCUCUCCAUCUGCUUUCCUUGAGCCUUACAGUCCUGCGGUGUGGGUAAUGAUGUUCGUCAUGUGCCUGUCAGUGGUGGCUGUAACUGUCUUCAUCUUUGAGUUUUUCAGUCCUGUUGGAUACAACAGAAGCCUACAAAGUGGGAAGAAGGCAGGAGGAUCUAAGUUCACCAUAGGGAAGUCUGUGUGGCUACUAUGGGCCCUGGUCUUUAAUAAUUCAGUUCCUGUGGAGAACCCUCGAGGAACCACUAGUAAGAUCAUGGUCUUGGUGUGGGCUUUUUUCGCUGUCAUCUUCUUGGCGAGCUACACUGCAAACCUGGCUGCUUUCAUGAUCCAAGAGGAGUACAUAGACACAGUGUCUGGCCUCAGUGAUAAGAAGUUCCAGCAGCCCACAGAGCAGUACCCUCCGCUUCGCUUCGGCACCGUCCCUAACGGCAGCACGGAGGAGAACAUCCGCAGCAACUAUCCUAAUAUGCAUCAGUUCAUGGUGCGCAAUAACCAGAGAGGUGUCGAGGAGGCCAUCGACAACCUCAAGACCGGAAAACUGGAUGCGUUUAUCUAUGAUGCAGCUGUGCUGAACUACAUGGCACGGAAGGACGAGGGCUGUAAAGUAAUGACCAUAGGUUCUGGUAAGGUGUUUGCAACUACAGGAUAUGGCGUCGCCCUGCACAAGAACUCCCGCUGGAAGCGGCCCCUAGACCUUGCUCUGCUGCAGCUGGUGGGAGACGAUGAAAUUGACAUGCUUGAGCGGCUCUGGCUUUCUGGGAUUUGCCAUAAUGAUAAGAUUGAGGUGAUGAGCUCUAAGCUGGACAUAGACAACAUGGCGGGGGUCUUCUAUAUGCUCCUGGUGGCCAUGGGUCUGAGCCUUCUGGUCUUUGCCUGGGAGCACCUGGUUUACUGGAAGCUCCGUCACUGCUUGGGUCGUUCAAAGGGACUAGACUUCCUACUGGCCUUCAGUCGGGGAAUGUACAGCUGCUGCAGUUUUGAAGAUGAAACAGCCCCUGGAGGUUCUCAAAGCACACUUCCACAAUACCAUCACGUCUCCACUAUGCCCCCUCCUCCCCCACCUCAUGUGGUUACUACAUCUGUAGCCAACCCUUCUAUCACCAUGGCACAACAGCAACAGCAACAACAGAAACAUCACCAGCAACAACAGCAGCCAGUGUACAAUGCCCUUCUUCCUGGUUCUCCACCAACAGCUGGGCAUUCAGGCAUGGCCCUUGGGCCCUCAAACAGCCCAAUUCUCGGAGCACCCAUGCCAUGCUCCACAUUUUUGCCUCGUCAUGAUCGACGACUAGCUGUGGUAGACCGGUGGACACGUCCAAAAACUGGCCCUGAAAAAGCUACCAAUGUCAGCAGUGGAAUAACAGACGUUACACAAUUCCCACAAGGCAUGCCUUCUCACUGGGCUGCUGUAGGUGGGGGGGAGGGUGGUCUGGAUGAAUAUAAGCGAUACUAUGGCCCAAUUGAUCCAGAGGGCCUAGGUGUAUCAGCAGACCCACAAACUGUAGGUUCUCAAACUCCAAAAAACAUGCAUCGAACAAAGUCCUCUGGAAACCCGAGGAUACCACCAAAAAACCAGCCUUCUGGGCACUUACCCAUAAACCCAGCUUUACCUCAUCCUUCUCCACCACAGCAGUCCUUCUGGAGGAGAAGCAGUCUCUCAAAAAGAAAAGGCUCUGGAGGGCCUCUGUAUGAAAACAUCCUUCCACUGGGGCGGAGAGGUGGUGGCAGAUAUGGAGUAAGGGAUGGGGUGGGUCGGAGGGGCCGUCGCCCUCCUCCUUUGCCUCUGCCUGUGCCUGUACCACUCUCCUCCCCCACCCAAACUCCUCCUUCACCCUCACCUUCUGUGCACUACACAUCCAGCUUCUCCAGCACCUCCAGCUCCUCUUCUAGCUCUUCAUCUGUAUCGGUCUCACGAUCCAACUCUCCUUCCUGCUCCUACUCUUCUUACUCAUCAUCACAGAGUUUCAGGUACAGGGCCGGAGCAAGAGAUGCAUAUGAGGAGUAUGACACAGAUGAACUUACAGAGGAGUCUAGCCUUCUUUUGGGUAGGAGAAAAAGUCGUUCACGUAUGUCAUCCCGCUCCCUGCCCUGCAGUCCUCCUCCCCCACCCAUACCACCUCGCAAACCUCGCCCACAGAAGGCACAGGUGAGAGACAGAGCCGAAAGCCAGUUGGCACAACUUCAAGAGUGGUGGGCCUCAUGGGGGGAGAAAGAGAGAGCUAGAAGAGCAGGUGGGGGUAGAGGCAAGGGCAAGGAAGAAAAGCGGCAUCAUAAAGAAAGGGAAAGGGAGAGAAAGAGGAGGAAGAAAGGCCGAAAGAAAAAGAAGAGGGAGGAGCGAGAGAGGGAGAGAGAGCGCAAGAGACGUAAAGUGAAAAAGAAAAAGAAAAAAGAGGAGAAAUCCAGAAGAAGGGAGAGGGAAAAGCGGUCUGAACAGGAGGAGGGUGAUGCUGAGAGAAAAGAGGUAUUUGAAAAAGGAAUAGAACCGGAUUUUCCCUCCUAUCCGGGAAUUAGACGUAGCUCUUUUCGGAAAAAGAGCGAGAGCUCUAACCGAAGUUAUGAGUGGGACAUAUCAAGAGAAGGAGGAAGGAGGGAGAGAGAUGAUCAAGAGGGUGAUGAUGAAGAAGGAGGUAGGGGAAGAGAAAAGCACCAUAGAAGUCCUCAGUCCUAUCACCAUUCUAGGCCAAGGUCUAACAGUAAGCGCUAUGCCACUUCAAGUAAACACUCAACAUCCGUCAAAUUUUGGGGUAGUGGGAACCCAAAUUCUGAGUCUCCUUCAUCGUUUCUACCCUUGCUUCCUCUGAACUAUAAGCGAAGACGAUCUUUUGGGUCUGAGAGAGAGGAACGUGGGAAAGGAGGUGAGAGUCGACCCCUUUUGGGAAAAAAUGGAAGAGGUAAGUCCCGUUCAAGGGAAGGCCUGGCAUUCCAUGAAUGGGAAUCAGAGGAGGAGGACUCAGAGGAAGAGAGAGAAAGAAACGAAGAACGAGGAAGAAGAAGAGAGAGCAGAGGAAUGGAAUCUGAGUCUGAAAGGGAGAGAGACAAAACUGUUGAGAUCUAUACAGAUGAUGAAGGUUCUUCAGGGGAAUUUGGUAAGUUUGAGAGAUACUGGGAGGGACACGAAGGAAGGGCUGUUGGAGGGAUUGGGGGUGGAGGCUGGUUUUUUGGUACCUACCCUGCUAGAGAGAGAGGUGGCAGCAUCAACAGUAGGGAUGACUUCUUUUUGGGAUUGGGAGCCGGUGAGAGCAGCUGGGGUUUUGGAGGGGGAUCAGGAUGGGGCUCUGGAGGUUUAGGAUCAAAUCAGUGGCCAGCACCUCCUUUGACCCCUCCACCUCCAAGAAGAUACUGGUCUGUGGACAAAUUACCUGUGAAGACUGAAAAGAAGUCUAAAAGCAGAUCCCAAGAGAAGAGUCGAGGCCAUACUGCCUGUUCCUGCCAGUCACCUCACCACUCUAAGUGGAAUCGGGUGACCUCCCGGAGUCAAGAGGAGCUGGUGCCUCACUGCCAAAGUUUCAGCAGCACCACCCGGUCCAAACGGCAGUCCUCCAAACCGGACCGGGCUCAAAGCCAGGCCAAAUCUGGAAGUCAGUCCAACCUCAGUGUUCAGAGAUCACAACGUUCCGAAAGGUCCAGAGAGCCAUCAUCACCUCCUCAGACUCUACCACCAUCUUUGCCUCCCCCUAUGGUUCCAGCUCUCCCUGCACCUCCAUCGUCCUCUCAUCCCAUUCACGUUCCUCCACCCACCUCCUCUUCAUCUGUCUCAUCCCCGUCAGCCAUUUCUUCAACACCUGGUGCCCCACAGCCCUCCUCCAUAUCCUCCUCCAGUGCCAAGCUCCAAUACCAGAGAUUGCGUUCAGUACCCCAGCCUCAAAGAUACCAAUCCCCACAUCUUCCCCUCAAAACCAAGAGUCUGUGCUCUCGUCGAGGAUCUGCCCACUUUUCCAGUGUGGAGAGUGAGGUCUGAGGCACAUAAUUAAAUGAGGGACAUUGGCAAACCACCUGGGGGCAAUUUAGUUACUCGCUUAGAAGACAAACUAGGAUUGGCUCACAAUGGUGAGAUGGGCCUCCUUCAUUUCUUGCACAAGGCGCUGUUGUGCUUCUGAAUGAAAAGUGGAUCGGGUGUCGCACACAUCGUGGCUUUCCCUUUUUUACUGCAUAAGAAAGGUACUGCCUUGCUGACAUACCUUAUAUACGUUAGAGGGAGAUUGCUCAAAUGCGACUGGCUUCGCUUCUCUCAGUUCUUUGGGGCACUUAGGUGAAGGGGUCGAAUAUUCUGGAUGAAUGUGGUGUUUCUUUGAGUGUUGUGGUGCUUGUGGACUCAGGCACAAGCCAUGGAUUUCUCAAGGGGAGAUUCAGAGGCAGAAACCCUUUUACCAACCCCUCAUAUUGUCCAACCUGUUUUCUUCAACUGUUUAAGCUUUGAGUCCUGACAUAAUUGUUGUUUGUAUUUGUAUCUCAAGGGAUGCGUUCACUUAAAAAGGUAGCAGUUCACUUUUGGUUCCUCCCAAAACAUAUCCCCUACCUCUCUUGAUUCACAUCUAGCAUUGUGCUUGUCUAGGUCAGUGUGUUUGUAUUCUUAACAACAGGGUAAGUCAACCUUGGCUGAUAAUAUUGGCUCAUUGAAGCUGAGUGCCAAACCUAAGUAGAGCUUACGCACAGUCAUAUCAUAAUUAGAUCUCAUUUUCCUCCCUUGAGCAAUACAUACUUAUCUACAAUGAAACAGUCUAUACAUUUUGUAUUCAUGUGUUGUU
Molecule: messenger RNA, 6759 nt
Organism: Pygocentrus nattereri (red-bellied piranha)
Lineage: Eukaryota; Metazoa; Chordata; Actinopteri; Characiformes; Serrasalmidae
Gene: grin2da
Product: glutamate receptor, ionotropic, N-methyl D-aspartate 2D, a
Exons: 14
Coding region: 279-5972 (1897 amino acids)
Biological process (GO): excitatory postsynaptic potential; monoatomic ion transport; synaptic transmission, glutamatergic
Cellular component (GO): NMDA selective glutamate receptor complex; plasma membrane; postsynaptic membrane
Molecular function (GO): transmitter-gated monoatomic ion channel activity involved in regulation of postsynaptic membrane potential; NMDA glutamate receptor activity
Source: RefSeq, a predicted model, not a curated record